Messenger RNA from Rotaria socialis, 272 nucleotides. NCBI's taxonomy places the organism in Eukaryota, Metazoa, Rotifera, Eurotatoria, Philodinida, Philodinidae. The record is from the annotation of a GenBank genome assembly.
AUGAAUAAAGAGCAGAUUCGUGCCUAUAUUAAACUGCGUACUGCACUUAACAUGCAGCCGAAAUCCAUCUUUGACGAAUUAUGUACAGCUUUGAGAGACCAAGCUCCAUCUUACAAUACGGUUGUAAGAUGGUCAAAAUUAUGUCGUGAAGGUCGGGAAGAAGUUGAAGAUGAACCACGACCUGGUAGACCUGUAACCGAGACAACAUCCGAUAAUAUUGAAAAAGUUCUUCACCUUAUUGAUAAUGGUCCUUAUUUUACUAUUGAUGAAAU